CCGACAUCGUCUCUAAGAAAGGAAGGAUGUGCUGCUUUCUUAUCCCAAUGGCAUCCGUUUCCACUCUAGUAGUAACGCCAAUGGCGGCGAGGAAUCUCAACCCUAUCGCCACUGUUUCUUCUUCUUCUUCCUACUUCUCGUUUCCAAUUACUAGCGGUAAACUAAUCAAGGAAACAACUUAUUCCAUUGCCAUUCAAACACUUCAGAUUUUAAAGGAAAAUAAGAAGCGCAGCUCCUCCAAAUCGGCUCGGCAAUGGAGCCAGUGGCUCUCACGGAGCCUUCUUCUCGGUCACUCCUAUCAAUCUUUCUGUCUCCCGCCCAACUCCGCCGCCGAGGAGGCAUACGCUGAAGAUGAUAAUUUUGUGGUCGUCAAUUUCUAUCGGUUUGUUUUCAUUACAGAUCCAGUAGCGGAGGUCUCCAGACAUUUAUCUUUCUUGGAGGGUUUUGAUAUAUGCGGUCGGAUAUACGUGAAUGAACAAGGGAUCAAUGCGCAGUACAGUGGACCAAGAAAGGAUGCUGUUGCCUAUAUGAAAUGGCUAAGAGAAGACCAUAGAUUUUCUGAUGCGCUAUUUCAGAUUUCACGAACCUCAAAUGGCCAUGCAUUUCCCAAACUGAAGUUGCGUUAUAAGCCUUCACUUGUUCAGUUUGAAGGAGGGACAUCACAUCUUCCUAUAAUUGACGCUUCAAUGCGAGCUACACCUCUUACACCAUCAGAAUGGAGACAAAGAUUGGAAGAAGUAGAUAAAUCUGAUGCAGCCUCAAGGAGAAAGUCCGAUUCUAACAUUGUUCUCUUGGAUGUGAGAAAUGGUUAUGAAUGGGACAUUGGUCACUUUUGUGGGGCUAAACGACCUGAUGUAGACUGCUUCAGGAGCACUUCCUUUGGACUAACUCAGUUGGAGGAUAGUGCAUCUGAUCCUCUAGCCCAUGCUGAUAAAGAAGAAACUGAAGUACUUAUGUAUUGCACUGGAGGCAUCCGUUGUGAUGUAUACUCAACAAUCUUAAGACAAAGGGGAUUCAAAAAGUUGUACACAUUGAAAGGCGGUGUUUCCCAUUAUCUCAAGGAGGAGGGUCCUGCACACUGGUUUGGGAAUCUUUUUGUGUUUGAUUCCCGUCUUUCUUUGCCUCCUCCAGCCCAAACAUCAAAGAUUAUCAGUGAGGUAAAUGAAGUUCCACAGCUUCCAGACAGUACAUCAUUUUCUAGAUGUUCUGUUUGUAGCUCACAGCUUUCUGAACUGAGGCAUCGCAACUGUGCAAAUAUUGACUGCAACUUGCUUUUUCUAUGCUGCAGAGACUGUCAGGCCGAUUUGAAAGGAUGUUGUAGUAAGAAUUGCACAAAUGCAUCACGUCUUAGGCCUUUGCUUUCUGGUAACCAAAGAUACAAAAAGUGGCAUCACUAUCGGGAUCAAGAUUUCGAGAGAACUUAAUGGCCCAUCUCAAAUAUUAUAGCUAGUUGGAACUAGAAGAGGCUAUGUUUAGACUGCAUUUUGAACAUUAAAUCCUAUGUCUUUUUUUAGUACAACUUGUUUGUCAUUGACUCAUUGCUCACAUUGGCCUUAUUCAUUUUAUUAUUAUUCUCAA
Messenger RNA from Impatiens glandulifera, 1578 nucleotides. Its product is annotated as rhodanese-like domain-containing protein 8, chloroplastic. The record is from RefSeq and is a predicted model, not a curated record. Lineage: Eukaryota; Viridiplantae; Streptophyta; Magnoliopsida; Ericales; Balsaminaceae. The transcript has 8 exons. The coding region runs from base 27 to 1424 and encodes 465 amino acids.